AUGAGCCCCCCGGGACAGUCAAAUCUUCCCAUGAAGACCAGGGAGAUACCAUCCUACGCCUCUAACCAUAUUCUGCGCACUUCUCCGGGUACAGGCGUGAGCUCUGUCUACAUUUCCCAGACGAGUGACGGCAUCGAUUCCAUGCCGCCGCACAGCAGUUCCGCUGUCCAUCCAGCGGAAGUCUCCCGGCAGACGUUGGUCGGUGAAUCUUCUGAGUUUUUGUCAGUUGACACUAGCAAUGCCAUGACGAGAGCCUCGCAUCGCUCUGGUAGAGAUGGUGGAGGGAACAGGGGUCGGAGCAAAGAGCCCAGGGUCGAGAAGCGGAAUACGAAAAACGCACCCUCUAUCUGCUUAACUAAGCCACUGUCGGAGAUUGCACGGGAGGUCCCGGGGGUUGGCGUCGCGGAUGUUACAACUUUUGCGAGACGAUCGGCUGAGAUCCGACAGAUGGAAGCUGCCAAGGCCGGAAAGGUGAAGCGACCGCUUAAUGCAUUUAUCCUCUACCGCAAGGCCUACCAGGAUGUUGCCAUGACUCAGAUCACUCGCAGCAACCAUCAACAGGUCUCGGCUAUAUGCGGAGCCUCUUGGAACGGCUGGGAACCUCCCAGCGUCAUCAAGCAUUUCAAGGACCUGGCGAAUAUCGAAAAGCAGAUGCAUGAGGCGGCUUUCCCCGCCUAUAAAUACGACCCUGUGCAGGCAAAGAAGCCCAAGGACACUACCAAUCAUACUUCCAGUGCGUGCGAUUUGAGUGAUGGCGAAUCAAGCUGCCGUCCCAGGCGAAGUGGCAGGCAGCGGACUGCUCGAGGCACGUCUCGAAUCAAGCAGUCAUUUCCCUUGGAGGUGCCUGAUCACUAUCGUGGACUGCAGGGACUACAUUCGCAACCCGUCGGUGGUAACUGGGAACCUCAUCAAACUAUUCCGUUCUCCGGGUGGUAUGAGCCUGCCCGCAUUUCGACGGAAGCCUCCCAAUAUCCGCAGCGUGGUGCUGGCCAGGGCCCCAGUGGCCCUGUUGCUGGUACCUCAUACGCCUGCACUUCGUCGAGCCUAUACUAUCAGCCUUAUUCAGGGUUCGGUGAUCAGUGUUUGGAUCCUUCUCUCCGUGCGGAGGCGCCGGGCUCUCAGUAUGCCCAGUUCUUGGGUGCCAAUCACGACAUGCUGCCAGACUGGAUGAAUGUUGGUGGUGCUCAGAAUGCAUCUACGACACUCGUGCCUGACUUAGAUGUCACGGGCGCGCAUACGGCUUAUCUUCAGGGGACAGAGGGUGAUUGGCAGGUCGAGCAGCUCGAGGAUGGGAGCCAUUUCAGUGAUUGGAUGACGCAGGCAGGAAAUGGCGAGCAGCAGUAG
Cordyceps militaris CM01 is the source of this 1344-nucleotide messenger RNA. RefSeq names its product HMG box protein. Gene Ontology annotation, cellular component: nucleus. Gene Ontology annotation, biological process: regulation of transcription by RNA polymerase II. Gene Ontology annotation, molecular function: RNA polymerase II cis-regulatory region sequence-specific DNA binding; DNA-binding transcription factor activity, RNA polymerase II-specific. The transcript has 2 exons. The record is from RefSeq and is a predicted model, not a curated record. Lineage: Eukaryota; Fungi; Ascomycota; Sordariomycetes; Hypocreales; Cordycipitaceae. The coding region runs from base 1 to 1344 and encodes 447 amino acids.